AUGGAUGUCGAGAAAAAAGAUGAACAGCCACUCACAACCAUCAUCGCCGACGACAAACACCGCCGGAAACGCAAACGCCGGAGAUGCAUCUGUCUGUCGGUAAUCGCCGUUAUAGUUCUCCUUGCUUUAAUCAUUCUGAUCCUAGCUCUCACCGUCUUCAAAGCCAAGAAGCCCGUCACCUCCGUCAACUCCGUCGCCAUCAGCGAUUUCGAUGUCUCUGUUAACCUCCUUCCGCCUAGGGUUUCAUUAAACAUCUCCCUCGACCUUGACAUCUCGAUUAAAAACCCUAACAAGGUCGGUGUCAAGUACCGAAACAGCUCAGCGAUUCUCCUGUACAAAGACAAAGACAUCGGUGAGGUUCCGAUUCCCGCCGGUGAGAUUGGUUCCGAUGAUACGAAGCGAUUGAAUCUCACGCUCACUGUUUUUGCCGAUCGGUUGCUGACGAAUUUUGAUGUUUAUAGUGAUGUCAUCAGUGGAAGCUUGCCGGUGUCUACCUACACUAAGAUCUCCGGUAAAGCUCGUAUACUUAAUAUGUUCAACAUUCACAUCACUUCUGUGUCAUCGUGUGAUUUGAACAUCGAUAUUUCAAAUCGAAGAAUUUCAAAUCAAACGUGUCAUUACAAGAACAGAUUAUAG
This is a messenger RNA of Lactuca virosa, 636 nucleotides long. Lineage: Eukaryota; Viridiplantae; Streptophyta; Magnoliopsida; Asterales; Asteraceae. The record is from the annotation of a GenBank genome assembly.